AGAGAAGUCGUUUUCUGUUCUGUCAUAAUUACAAGAAGGAGCUGAAGAUAAUAAUUUCAGAAUGGCGCUCAUAAUAAUGAAUAUUGACUUCUUAAUGAAGUAUGUUUGCUUGGAAUCCAUUUUAACCGAUAACUUCAAACCCCGACCAGAUGUUUGCAUGCCAUCCGACACGAACCUCUACGCAUUACCCCGAACUGUAUCUUCUAUCUCCGAAAUCUGUCUGGCACCCAAAUGUUCAGGACAGGGUUAUCACCUAGAAAUAAAUGUAAAUCGUCUCACUUCCCGCCUCCUUGCUGCGGCACGCCCCAAUGAUUCUUCCAACAUCUCUUCAGAAUACGAAUAUUGCCUGACGCCUGGCUGUGUCAAAGCAGAUCUCUUAGAAAAGGAACUGACAAAAAAAGAACCUAAUUUCAUCCGUGUAUUAAAAGGAGUAUAUUCUGCAUGCAUGAAUGAAAGUAGCCUCGAGAAAGAGGAUGUGAAUACAAUUGCAUUGGUAUUGAGAUAUCUUCUGGGUUGGCCUGCGAUAAAAGGAAGAGAGUGGACGCCGGCAAAAUUUGACUGGAUUGAUACUGUUAUUAACCUCCGUCGAGUGGGCCUAAUUUACGAUAUCCUUUUCGAGUUGUCUGUUACUGUGGACCCUGACAACAGUACGGCUCACAUAAUAAAGUUGGGAAAGCCACCAUUAGGAAUACAUGCUAAACAUUUGCGACUGGGAAAAAGAGACAGAGCUGCUAAAGCAUAUUUGACUUCGAUGGAGACAGUAAUUAAGGAACUAGGUGGAUCUGAUUCAGAAGCUAUAAAGCGAAUCCAUAAAGCGUUCAGAUUUGAAGUCUUGCUGGCCAAUCUCUCAUUACAAAACACGGAAGAAGAAAGCACGAAAAAUAUCAGCAUGAAAUAUACUAUUGACGAGCUUAAGAGUCUGAUACCAGAGAUUGACUGGCAUAAAUAUUUCAAUGGACUGCUGACGGACGAAAUCUCUGAAAAUGACAUUGUGAUGGUUGAGGAUAUAGAUUUUGUCAUGAAUGUUGCCAGUUUGAUUAACAAAACAAGAAAGAAUGUGUUAGCAGACUAUAUGGUGUGGAGAGCUGUUGAUGGAAUCUUACCGUCAUUAUCGAAAAAGUUUAGGUCCAUGAAAUAUAAACCAAGAAAUGCCCCAACAAAAGAACGUUGGGAAGAAUGUCUCUCUUUCAUACAAGAUAAGUUGGGUGUAGCCCUCAGCUCUUAUUAUGUUCGAAACUAUAUCACAGAGGAAAACAAGGAAGCAGUUCAAGAGUAUGUCGAUUAUAUUCAGAGUGAAUUUAUACAUAUGCUAAGAAACACGGAAUGGAUAAGCAGCGAAACUAAAGAAACGGCCAUAGAAAAGGUAUAUCAACUUACGCAGCCUCCUUUAUCCCUGCCUAAUUUAAAUGUUGAUUCUCAUGGCGAAACGGCUUACCUCUGGUAUAUAGGAUACCCGAAGGAACUUCUGAAUGAUUCUUAUAUCUCUGAUUUGUAUAAAGAUUUGCGAUACGACAUUACACGCUACUUUGAAGUUAGACGAAAUAUAAUCAAGUGGUCAACUGACUACUCUUUCUCUCUCCAUAGGAAACCAAAUGUUAAAGGAAAGUGGAACGAUCAUUCAAGGGCAACAGACGUACAAGUUCUUUACAAUGAAGUACUUAACAGUAUUGACAUUCCUUCAGGAAUUUUACAGCUCCCCAUAUUUUUUGAAGAUGGACCACACUACUUGAAUUUUGGUUCUCUUGGUCAGUCCAUUGGUCAUGAAAUAACUCGAGUUUUUGAUAAUAGAGGUCGGUUAUUUGAUAAAGAUGGCAUAAGAAGAAACUGGUGGGACCCAAAGGAUGAAAAUGCAUAUAACAGGAGAGCCCAGUGUUUCAUAGAGCAGUAUAGUAAUUUUACUGCUGAAAACGGAAUGCAGGUAAACGGUGUCAACACACAAGAGGAAAACAUAGCUGACAACACCGCUUUGAAAGCAGCUUAUUUGGCAUAUCAGUCGUUGGUGAAAGAUCGUAAAAUCGAGCUCAAACUUCCAGGAUUGACCUACACACCGAACCAAUUGUUUUGGAUAUAUGCGGCAAAUAUGUGGUGUGAGAAAUUAAGCCCAGAAACUCUGAAAAAAAUCGUUACCUCUGGUACAUACAGCCCAUCCAAGUUCAGAGUGAUAGGACCCAUGUCUAAUCUGCCAGAAUUUGCCAAAGACUUUCAGUGCAAUGCAACCUCCUCGAUGGUGCGAGAAAACCGAUGCCAAGUUUGGUAGACAAGCCAAUCAAAAACUUAAUAUCAAGAAAAACUGCUGUUUCUAUAUGAAUAUUAUUGUGGAACUAGUACUAAUGGUCUAAUAAUGACAGAAUCUAUACAUAAAAUUUUUGCUUGAUUUUGCGUAUGUUAGUAUCUUUCAUGCGAAUACAAUUUUGAACGACUUUUUGCUUAUUCUUGUUAUGCCAUUUUAUGGGUAUUUAAGUAUCAGAAGGACCCUAAUCAUUACAUAACACAAAGUUUUCAAAUAAUAGUAAGUUGCUUUCACAUUCUAUUUCUAUUCAAGCAUUUUCGUAAAACUAAAAAAUCUGAAACGUUCAAAGUGUAUUUAGCAAAACCUUAAUAUUCUGUAACCUAAAUGAUCAUCACAUGUACCUAAGUAUAUUCUUCUAUUAAAUGUUAGUAGCUGUAAGCAAAUUCUUGA
Molecule: messenger RNA, 2680 nt
Organism: Stegodyphus dumicola
Lineage: Eukaryota; Metazoa; Arthropoda; Arachnida; Araneae; Eresidae
Product: neprilysin-2-like
Biological process (GO): protein processing
Cellular component (GO): plasma membrane
Molecular function (GO): metalloendopeptidase activity
Source: RefSeq, a predicted model, not a curated record